AUGGGAGCAGAGUUAUCGCUGCUGGCACCGACCGCUGCAACUGUAGCGGUUUCGGCGUACGUUGACUUCUUGAACAACGUGCAGUAUUCCAAGGCCGUGGGGAGUGCGCGAUUCUUGAAAACAGUGAAGGCACUGGAUACAGACGGAAACGUAAUUGUGAAGGUGUUGAUCAAGCCAAUUGGAGGUCUUGAUCUGGAAGAAUGGGUGAACAGACUGGAAGACCAGAGGUUGACUUUGUCGGAUGUGCCGAAUGCUUUGUCAUACGAGAAGAUCAUAGACAGUUCCAGAGCGGGUUAUUUAAUACGACCAUUUAUCAAGUCGAACCUUUACGACAGAAUCUCGAUACGGCCGUUUCUUGAGAAGAUCGAGAAAAGAUGGUUGGUUUACCAGUUGUUGGUGACUGUUGCCCAAUGCCAUGAACGAGACGUCUUCCAUGGCGAUAUCAAGACCGAGAACGUUCUGGUUACCUCGUGGAAUUGGGUCCUACUGGCAGAUUUUGCUCCGUUCAAGCCUAUAUUCAUGCCCGAGGACAAUCCCAGUGAGUUCUCGUUUUAUUUCGACACAAGCCAGCGUCAUAUCUGCUAUCUUGCACCAGAACGGUUUCUGGCACCUGGAGAGGCCAUCUCAGGCCGGGCAACCCUGACUAAGGAGAUGGAUAUAUUCAGUGUGGGAUGUGUGAUAGCUGAAUUGUUUUUAGAGGGAUCACCGAUAUUCACGCUUUCGCAACUGUUUAAGUACAAACGGGGCGAGUAUAGACCGAACUUGGAGGCAAUUGACGAUGUAACCAUAAGGGAGAUGGUUCAAAGUAUGGUGAGCCUGGAGCCCUCUUCGAGAUUGAGUGCGGCUGAGUAUUUGGAGAAGUACCGGAAUUCGGCGUUUCCGGACCAUUUUUAUUCGUUUCUUCACACAUUCAUGACCUCGCUAGCAGGGCCCGGGUCGAACAAGCCCCAAUCACCAUACCAAAAGUUCGAGCAAUGCGAUAUGAGAAUCAGAACCGUCUACGACAACUUUGACAAAAUAUUGCAUUUCCUCGGCUUUGCCAACAGAAAAGCCUCCGACCUUGAUACCGAAACUGGAAAUGUGUCCGGAACCUUACCCCACCCGUCUAAUUUACUGCAAGAGGAAGCGAUUCCGGUAAGACUGGAUCUCCCCGGAUUGCGGCGGCACACGCCUUUACCAACGAGACUGGGCUUCAACGGCGAUAGUUCUGCGCUGUUAAUACUGGGAAUAGUAUUGCACAGCGUGAGAAACACAACGCAUUCGUCAUACCGAAUUCAGGCUUGCGAUCUGAUCAUAGCUCUCGCGGAAAGACUACAUGAUGAGGGGAAGCUCGAUAGAUGCUUGCCGUAUCUCAUUUACCUGCUGGAUGACCCUUGCGAGGAUGUUCAGGCGGCCGCCUUAAGGUCUAUUACGCAACUAUUGUCCAUGGUGAAUGCCAUUACCCCGGUGAACGCACUCAUUUUUCCGGAGUACAUCAUUCCCCGGUUGCAUGCGUUUUGGCCCCGGGCAAGCGGUGCCUAUACCCGAGCUGUAUUUGCGGGUGUACUUCCGUAUCUGGCACAUAACGCAACAAGGUUCCACGAGAUGGCCAACUUGCUGAAAUUACAUGUGGAGGCGAGUUCCGCAAUUGAUCCAGAGACUGAGGGGGGAUAUGUGAACACUGAGUCUGUUUUCGAUACCCCUAAACGUUCGCUAGAGUCAGAUUUUGAGAAAUUGGCGGUGAAUGUUCUCACUGAUUCGGAUCCAAACGUCAGACUCUCUCUUCUGAGAAACAUUUUGCCUCUUUGUGGGUUUUUUGGAAAGGAAAAGACCAAUGACAUCAUACUCAGCCACCUGAUUACCUAUCUGAACGAUAAGUAUGCGCCGUUGAGAGUGGCUUUUGUGGAGAGUAUUGUUGGAAUAUCCAUCUUUGUGGGAGUCACCAGUUUAGAGCAGUACAUUCUGCCUCUGUUGGUUCAAACGCUCGCUGACUCGGAUGAGAUCGUGGUAAUAAACGUUGUCAGGGCCUUCACUGAGCUGGCCAAGCUUGGGCUUAUCAGAAAGCCUUAUCUGUGGGAUGCUGUCAAACUGAUUGCGGAACUGCUUCUCCAUCCAAACGAGUGGAUAAGACAUUCCACUCUGUGUUUCAUCAUCUCUGUGGCCGACAAUCUGACAUUGGCUGAUCUCUAUUGCAUGCUCUAUCCGUUGAUUAGACCGUUCUUCGAGUACGAACUCACAGACUUCACCUGGGAAACUCUCUAUUGUUGCACCCACAAGCCGCUUUCGAGAUCCGUGUAUAACAUGGCUAAAGUGUGGUCUUUGAAAGCAAAUAAGACAUUGUUCUGGCAACAGGUUCGUGGUGGUCGCAAAGAUUCGUUUGGGUUUGCUGGGGUCACGUUUUUGACUAAGAAGACAGCAGGAAACACAUCACGCACCCACCAGAAUCGGAAGGACUUUGAGUCAGGCGUUAUAAGCAACGGAGACGUCCCAAUAUCUCAAGAGGACAAAGGCUGGGUAGAUAGACUCAAAGCGUCGGGACUAGCUGAAACUGAGAUAUGGAAAGUAGCCACUUUGCGGGGGUAUGUUUUCCGUCUUGCAAGAUCUAAUAACCACUCCAACACCACAGAUGCCGGCCCAAUGGACCAAGAGGUGCAGAAACUUAGCCUUAUGCCCAGGAACGUGUUUUUCGAUGUCAGCCAUAAGUCAGAGCUCGUAUUCACAGAUUCGGAGACUCCUACUGUGAGACCAGAAGCUCCCAAGACGAGCCCAUCGAAUGGUCUUUCCUCUGACAAUUCCAAACAAGUCUCGACGGUAGAGACCGAGACUGAGGCUGGAAAGAGACUUAAGUCACUGGUUUUGGGCAACAUGAAGAAGGCAGCUCCGUCUUUGCAUGCAAACCAGGAAAAUGCGUUUGCAGAAUUGGACACCGUCUCCACCACGAGCCAUUCUGCUCACAUUGUUGCUGAUGAGAAGGUGAUGCUCCAGAAGAUUACCACGAAGGUUCACCACAGUUAUAACGGACAGAACCCUUACAUCCUGGGGUUUCUGGGAAGUAUCACUUUCCAGCCUUCGUUGGACGAUUACUCCGAGUUUGGGCCUACGUUGAGCAACCUUCCUUCUACUGGAAGAACUUUCAAUGUCACCAAUAACGCCAAGGCAAAGACUGAUCAGCCACAUGGAUGGUCUCCCAAAGGUGUUUUGGUAGCGCAUAUUGUGGAGCACAAAAGCAGUAUCAAUUGCGUAGCCGUGUCUCCCAGCAACAACUACUUUGUCACGGGUGACGAAGAUGGUGAGAUCAAAAUUUGGGAUUCUCUCAAAUUGGAAAGCAAUGUGACCGGCUCAUCGUCUCUUUCUGUAUCGCUUUCUUCUGCCGUGAAAGCCUUGAGUUUCAUCGACAAUAGAGACUGUUUUGCUGUUGCUUUGAAAGAUGGCAGUGUUAAGAUCUUCAGAGUUGGUUUCGAGAAAAACCUGAAUUUCAGCAGAUACAACAGGCUGAGUCUUGUGAGAGAAUUUCAGUUUGGUGAUGGAGAGUACGCUUGUUCCAUAUGUUUCUCAAUUACGAUGGACAAACCUUAUCUUAUUUUGCUAACACCUCUUAGCAAGGUGGUGAUCCUGGACAUCAGAACCAUGGAUCCGGUUGUGACCCUACAGAACAAAUUGUCCCAUGGCGUUGCUCGGAGCUUCUGCAUUGAUCAUAAGAGAUCCUGGAUGUUGAUAGGUACCAAUUCUGGUGUUCUCGAUCUCUGGGAUUUGCGAUUCGAGCUGCAUCUGAAGUCGGUUAGAAUGAAGGGUGGGUUCCCGAUCCACGAGAUCAAAGCGUGUCCACCAGAGUUUGAGAUCGGGCUUAAACGGAACCGAUUUGCGUUUGUAAUUGGUGGGACUGGUGAGUCUGAUGUGACUCUUUGGGAUGUUUCGAAAAUGCAAUGCAGAAAGGCCUACUGUUCGUCCGGCGUGAACCUUUCUUUAGAAGAUUACACUGCAAUCGAUGUGAACAACGACGAGACAGAAUUCGAGCUGGAAUCGAAUUUCGACAUGCUUACCCUCCAGGAUAGGAAAGAAGACAAGAGUGGUACUGCGAUUGCACUCGUUGAAUCGUCAUGGCGCCAGCAGAACCAUCUUCAAAAGUCGUUCUAUAUUGUGAAUUCAACCCAUGACAAAAGGUUACUGUUUUGGAAUUUGAGCACCCCCGAAGAGUCAGCUGUUGUUUCAGGAACUGCCAAGUCUGCAACGAUCUUCUCAUCUACCCAAAUAACGCCAAAUUUCACUAUCGUGAGCGAAAGAUACUCGUCUGAGGAGCCGCCGUCAAGCUCGAGCCUUCAGAAACUGAAGACCAUGAAAACGAGGUCAACGCUGUUGAACCAGGACCAGCUCAAUUCGAUGAAGAACCACCAUGAUGCUAUCACUAGCAUUGCUACCAUAGUCAAGCCCUACGAGAUGGUGAUCUCAGCUGACAGGAGCGGAGUGAUCAAUGUGUAUAAAUGA
Kuraishia capsulata CBS 1993 is the source of this 4461-nucleotide messenger RNA. RefSeq lists its product as uncharacterized. The record is from RefSeq and is a predicted model, not a curated record. Gene Ontology annotation, molecular function: ATP binding; protein serine/threonine kinase activity; protein binding. Gene Ontology annotation, cellular component: late endosome; phosphatidylinositol 3-kinase complex, class III, type II; phosphatidylinositol 3-kinase complex, class III, type I. Lineage: Eukaryota; Fungi; Ascomycota; Pichiomycetes; Pichiales; Pichiaceae. The transcript has a single exon. Gene Ontology annotation, biological process: late endosome to vacuole transport; macroautophagy; protein targeting to vacuole. The coding region runs from base 1 to 4461 and encodes 1486 amino acids.